AUUCAAUCUUGCAUACCAACCAAGCUACAAUCACAGCAAAACACAAACAAACAACAUCUUCACAAUGACUACAAAUUCAUUCGGAUCAGCCCUUCCCCGCUUUGACUUCCACCAACCCCCAGCCCCCAGAUUCACAGCGAGACUGGCCCGCUCAUUACCCACUGCAGCGCUCGUCACAACAGCAGCAGCUACAUACUGCCUCACAUAUUAUGUCCUAAGACAACAAUACACAACUGUAAAAGCUCAACACAAUCGGGCUGUAGAGACGUUGAACGAAAUGAAAGAACGAGGGAAUAAAACAGACGAGUGGGUGAAGAAUGAUGCAUUAUGGUGGACGGCAUUCUAGACGGGACAUGGACGGGUUUGGCGUUUUGGGACAUCACUAUGCAUUUUUGAGAUGGGCUAUUGGCAGGGACAUCACUUCGACAUACAAUUGAGAUUGAGAAUUGUAUGACACUACAAUUCGAGUUAACAUGAAUCCUAGCAUUUAUAUAUGUUGGAAUCAGUACAGAUCCGAUGAUCAUCUGCGCCAAGGAGGGCUCAAGAAGCCAUUCAAACUCCAAGCACAUCGGCGAAGAGAGAGAAAAUUCAUAGAAAAUAAGUAUUCAAUUCAUCUUCCUUCUUACCAA
Fusarium graminearum PH-1 is the source of this 629-nucleotide messenger RNA. RefSeq lists its product as uncharacterized. The coding region runs from base 65 to 346 and encodes 93 amino acids. The transcript is spliced from 2 exons. NCBI's taxonomy places the organism in Eukaryota, Fungi, Ascomycota, Sordariomycetes, Hypocreales, Nectriaceae. The record is from RefSeq and is a predicted model, not a curated record.